Molecule: messenger RNA, 1661 nt
Organism: Drosophila guanche
Lineage: Eukaryota; Metazoa; Arthropoda; Insecta; Diptera; Drosophilidae
Product: alpha-amylase A
Exons: 3
Coding region: 81-1565 (494 amino acids)
Biological process (GO): carbohydrate metabolic process
Molecular function (GO): alpha-amylase activity; cation binding
Source: RefSeq, a predicted model, not a curated record
GCACUCCAGACACCUUAUAAAAGGCGCAGCAACGACCGGGUUGGUCUCAGAGUGCUUCUUGGAUUCCACCUAGCAUCAACAUGUUCCUGACAAAGUCCCUCGUUUGUCUCGCCAUCCUGGCGAUCGCCAACGCCCAGUUCAACACCAACUAUGCCGCUGGCCGCAGCGGUAUGGUCCACCUCUUCGAGUGGAAGUGGGACGACAUCGCCGCCGAGUGCGAGAACUUCCUGGGCCCAAAGGGCUACGCCGGUAUUCAGGUGUCGCCCGUGAACGAGAACGCCGUGAAGGAUGGACGCCCGUGGUGGGAGCGCUACCAGCCCAUCUCAUACAAGCUGACCACCCGUUCUGGCAACGAGCAGCAGUUCGCCAGCAUGGUCAGGCGUUGCAACAACGUCGGAGUGCGCACCUACGUGGACGUCGUCUUCAACCAUAUGUCAGCUGAUGGUGGCACCUACGGAACCGGCGGCAGCACCGCCAGCCCCAGCACCAAAAGCUACCCUGCAGUGCCCUUCUCUUCUCUGGACUUCAACCCCACCUGCGGCAUCUCGAACUACAACGACGCCAACCAGGUUCGCAACUGCGAGCUGGUGGGUCUGCGUGACCUGAACCAGGGCAACUCCUAUGUCCGGGACAAGGUUGUGGAAUUCUUGGACCAUUUGAUCGAUCUUGGUGUGGCUGGAUUCCGCGUGGACGCUGCCAAGCACAUGUGGCCCGCAGAUCUGGGUGUCAUCUAUGGGCGCCUUAAGAAUCUGAACACCGGUCACGGCUUCGCGUCCGGAUCCAAGGCCUACAUCGUGCAGGAGGUCAUCGACAUGGGUGGCGAGGCCAUCAGUAAGAGCGAGUACACUGGCCUGGGCGCCGUCACCGAGUUCCGUCACUCCGACUCAAUCGGCAAGUGCUUCCGCGGCAAGGAUAAGCUGACUUACAUGUCCAACUGGGGCACCGGCUGGGGCUUUGCUGCCUCCGAUCGCUCGCUCGUCUUCGUAGACAACCACGACAACCAGCGCGGACACGGUGCAGGUGGGGCUGAUGUGCUCACUUACAAGGUGCCCAAGCAGUACAAGAUGGCCUCCGCCUUCAUGUUGGCCCAUCCCUUCGGCACUCCCCGGGUCAUGUCCUCCUUCUCCUUCGACGACACUGACCAGGGUCCACCCACCACUGACGGACAAAACAUUGCUUCUCCCACCUUCAACAGCGACAAGUCCUGCGGCGGCGGAUGGGUGUGCGAGCACCGCUGGCGCCAGAUCUACAACAUGGUCGCCUUCAGAAACGCCGCCGCCGAUGCGGCACUCCAGAACUGGUGGUCCAACGGAAGCAACCAGGUCGCCUUCAGCCGUGGCAACAGGGCUUUCGUGGCCUUCAACAACGACAACUACGAUCUUAACAGCUCCCUGCAGACGGGUCUGCCCGGCGGCACCUACUGCGACGUCAUCUCCGGCGAGAAGAGCGGCUCCUCCUGCACAGGCAAGAGCGUCACCGUUGGUUCCGAUGGACGCGCCAACAUCAACAUUAGCAGCUCCGCUGCCGAUGGUGUCGUGGCCAUCCACGUCAACGCCAAGUUGUAAAGGACACAGACUCAGUGCUUGUUAAACUCAAAACCCAAGCACUCAAAAUCGAGAUUAUUAUUAUUAAAUACACAAUGAUAUUAUUGCAAAACAAAA